AUCAGCUGCAGGAGCAGCUGCUCCAAUGCCCCAGAGCAGCCAUGGGUACCCCGUACUGGUGGGACCAACUGCAGGCUGGCAGCUCGGAGGUGGACUGGUGCGAGGACAACUACACCAUCGUGCCUGCCAUCGCCGAGUUCUACAACACGGUUUUGAUUAAGGUGAGAAAGCUGAACAAGGGCAAUGCAGAGGAACUAGGAAGCCUCCUACCUUCCUGUGGGCCCAGGAGAAAAGGCUGGCCUUCCUGGCAGAAAACAAUUGGGGGAUGGAACAUGUCUAGUCCUUAUCUUCUUCAACUUUAUUUUUACCAUUAUUUCGUGCAGGCCUGAUCUUUAAAAAGAUAAGCAAUAUCUUGUUUUUCGUUUUACCUCCUAUCUGCAUGUGCUUGUUCCGUCAGUAUGCAUCAUGCUUCAACAGUGGCAUUUACUUAAUAUGGACUCUCUUAGUUGUUGUAGGUAUUGGAUCUGUCUACUUCCAUGCAACCCUCAGUUUCCUGGGACAGAUGCUUGAUGAACUUGCCAUCCUUUGGGUUCUGAUGUGCGCUCUGGCCAUGUGGUUCCCCAGAAGAUAUUUACCAAAGAUCUUUCGUAACGACAGGGGCAGGUUCAAGGUGGUGGUCUGCGUCUUGUCUGCAGUCACAACAGGCCUGGCGUUUGUCAAGCCCGCCAUCAACAACAUCUCUCUGAUGACCCUGGGGGUUCCUUGUACUGCGCUGCUCAUCGCAGAGAUGAAGAGGUGUGACAACGUGCGUGUCUUUAAGCUGGGCCUCUUCUCUGGCUUGUGGUGGACGCUCGCCCUCUUCUGCUGGAUCAGUGACCGCGCCUUCUGUGAGCUGCUGUCAUCCUUCCACUUCCCCUACCUGCACUGCGUGUGGCACAUCCUCAUCUGCCUUGCCGCCUACCUGGGCUGCGUGUGCUUUGCAUACUUUGAUGCUGCCUCUGAGAUCCCAGAGCAGGGUCCCGUCAUCAAAUUCUGGCCCAGCGAGAAAUGGGCCUUCAUUGGUGUCCCCUACGUGUCCCUCCUGUGUGCCAGCAAGAAAUCAGCGGUCAAGAUCACAUGAUGGCAAGGCGGUGGCUGACUUCUUUGCUUGCUAACCCUCACUUGCCGGGCUUCAUGGGCCAGCAAAGACAGCCAGGCCAGUUUGCUGAGGCGGGGAAGGGUCUGUCUUUAAAGAAUUCUGUCCCCUUGAGCUCUAACUAGUGUGUCUGCGGACUGCCAGGACUCUGUGUGGGGAGAAAUGCCUUCUCCUUUCCCAAAGAUGGAAAGUUGUGGGGCUGAGGGGAGCGGAGUUGUCUUCUCAGAGCCACUUCCUGAUCAGGUGGCUCUGGCUGGUGUGGUCCUGACAGAGCUGUGCCCUGAGGACCCCGUGCUGCACGAUGCCUUGCUUCCUGAAGAACGUUUGCCUGCCUCAGACCCCACCAUUCCCACAUGCUCUCAGAGAAGACUCUCCUGGUGACAGUCAGACCCUGUGACAGACAAGCCCUUCUGACUCAUGGAAGGUGCCAGAGAUUUUUCCAAUGGGGGAAACUGAAACCAAACCACACCAGUGGAACAUGUACAGGGCUUGUGGCUAAGGAGGCUAGUUUUCCACUUGCAAUUCUCAGUAACCCAGGUUUUACAUGCAUUUGUGAAUUCUUUUAUUACUACCUCUGCUGGGAGUUGAAGACUUGACUUCAGAUGUGGAUGAAACUAAUAACAAAAACUGUUGCCAAAAAUACACCCUACUUCAAACCAGUCUUACAAAUGAGCAUGAUUUUUAAAAUGUUUAGCCCCUGCCCAGCCAGGUAACCUCAAACACAGGGAAGAAUAGCUAUGGUGUGAGUAUUCCAUACACAGACCUACUUAACCCUUACUGCUGGAUGUCUGUGACAUUGCCAGAGCUCUUGUGACAAUCGUGAUGGGGGUCCUGGUUCAAAAUUUGGAGCAAAUGUGAAGUUUUGGAAACGUGUUCUCAUUGGGAUCCUCCUGUAUGCUCUCCCAUUUUGGAAAUUAUCCUCAAGAAUCUCACCUCUUCUUUCUCUAAUAUUGACUGUGGGAAUUGCACUCCAUACUCUUGUAGUAUGAGGGGCUUCCUGUGGUUUUCCGAGCAUUUGACAGCUCGCUCUUCUCGAGUGCUGGAACAACUACACACUGGCUCUUGGGGUCACUGGUGCCGUGGGGCAAAGCUGUUGCCAUCUGAGUUUCUCUCACCUGAAAUGAUGCUGGCUACAAGUAAUCUCUUCACUGGGCUGAGUGGAAGACUCCACAACUGUGUUCAAGGUGUGAGGCAGAGUGGGUGACAUCAGGGACCCUCGUUUUAACUCAGGCAUUUCCUACUUUGCAACAUUCCACUGUGGAAGAGGACAGGACAGGUAUGUCCUGCGUGGACAGGAAUCCUGUCACUAAGCAGCUAACAGUUGGGCAUUAGCGGUUUUUGGCAAGUCCAGGAACUCUUUCUCUAGUUAGAAUUUAAAAAGGAUCUAAGGUGCGAAGUUCAAUAAAGAACUAAAUUUGGAGUUUAAAAAUGAAUGACUUUAUUCUACUUAAUGUGGUUUUCAAAUAAUUUUAGCAGCAGAACCUUGCUUGCAGUAAGAAAUCAUUAUGGAACCCCAGUGUGUGAAACAUGUAUUUUAUUCGCUUAAAUUUAUUUUAAGGUUAAUCUUAAAGCAUUUCCUUAAUGUAUCAGGCUGUGAAAACGCAAAUGAACAAAUUGGCAGUAGAAAUGUUUUGUGUGUGGUUUUUGGAGGUUUAACUGCUGUUCUGAGGGUUCCUCAGUGAUGGCAGCAUUGUUCAACAGUGAAGGAGGAACCAUUUCUCCCCAUCAGGUAAACGGGUGGCUCCCUGGAGACCACCAUCUAUAGCCCCCCAGGCUUGGACCCUGCCUUGCUGGGAGUUUCUGAUAUUCUUUGGAAAUAGGGAUCGAAUGCAACCCUGCUGGUAGUAGGAAGUAAGUGCCCUGACUCAUGUGGCUAUUUCCAUCCCUCUUCUACAAAUGACUAAGUUAAAAUGUCAGAAGGAAUGUUUUUGAUAUGAAAAAAGAAAAUACCAUUCUAGAGAUUGGUAAUAAGAUGAGGGCUCAGAAAGAAGUGUGGAAUGGAAUAUGUUUGAGGAGCACAAAACAUACUUCUCCCUUUGAACAGGAGUCACUGUAGCUUGCCCGCACGGGAUGGUAAAUCAGGGAAGUAGGAUUAUCCCAGGAGUUAAACUUAUUUUAAGUUAGCUUUAUGGCAUCAUUCAUAUUUACAUUUAUAUUUACAUUUGCAGUGUUUUUAUAGCACUUCAUACUCUUUCAAAAGAAAAUUGGGAAACAACAGAAAAGUUGAGGAAGAAGGAAAAAAGUGAUCUGUAUUUCUGUUGCUCAAUAUUUUGGUAUAUUUUCUUCUCUUCUUCAUUUUUUCCCCCUGAAUAGAGUUGUAAAUAGAUGAUUUUUAGAGUCACUGGUUUAUCCUGUAUCUUGAAUGGAAUAUAAAUGCCAGUUGUGUAUUUUUCAUGAGGAGUGGCUUUCUGAAUAGUGUGGAGUUAGAGAUAUACUUAGAGUGGCUCAUCACUGGAUUCUGAGACUCGCUGAUGAGUCUUCAUUUGUAACUGAACCUGACAUGAAUGUGUCCUAAGAAAUACUGAACUAAAUUCUGCUGUUUGAUAUGCUUCUGCAUUUGGAGUGAUGAGUCAUAGAAAAUUGCUGUGAAAUACAUGGCUUUACUGGUUUUGAUGUUUUCAGAUUUUUCUAAAGUAAAUAGCUUAUUAAUUGAUGUGCAAUCAAGAAUUCUUUCUCCCCUCCUGAUAAUGCAGGCAAGUAGAGGUUUGAUAUUUAGGAGUUAGCCAUGCUGAAUAACUGUGAGGACCUAUCAGAUUUUUGUUCUGGUUUUGUUCUAGAAUCUGCCCGUGAUCAAUAACCAGCAGGAACUGGAUUUAGGAUAUUAAAAGACAAUAUACUACUUACUAAGUGGCCAUUUAAGUCAAUUAUUCUUGUUUUAUAGUAUUUGUUGAUUUUUAGAAAAAAAUCUUCCUCUUUAUGAUUAUAUAAUAAGCAAUUCAGUGAACACAUGUAAGAUGUAUGGAGGGGAGAUAUCUAAAUCUGGUAACAGCUACAUUUUGGGUGAACUCUUUGCCUGUCCUGACAAGUACCUAAAUAUUAAUUAUGGAUCAAAGAUGUUCUGUUGGGGGACUAAGCUUGAUAGUUAUCAAGUGCAUACUUUGUAAAGAAACCAUAACCUAUUGUUUAUUGGAUUACUCUGUUAAUCUGGAUUAUUCUGUUUAAGGUGUGUUAAAAUUUAUCAGUUCAUCAUGCUUGCACGAGCCAGUGCUAUAUUGGAGGCUACAGGACUGGGACUGGAGCCUUCUCUGGGUCUUUAUCCUUUGGGGCUGAUGUGGAACCAGCUCUGGGGGACAGGUGGGGGCUGAAGAUGCCCGGCUGAAGUUCCCCCUCACAGCUCUUUUUCCCCAAAUGAACGUGGACCUUCCACAGCCAGCUCUAUGCUUGGUGCUGCUAUUCCAGUUGGCCAAAGUGAAGUCUCAGGCAAGGCUGGGAUUCUCAAAGGAUUCGAUAGACAUUCUACUGACUUAAAAAAAAAAGUGGUCCCUACUCUUAAGGAACUAAUUUUUGAAUGGCAUCUUUUCUUAUAUGUUAAACCAGAUUUAAGACUAUUUUAUAAGCACAAUAUGUGAUCAGAGCAGGUAUAGUAUUUUCAGAUAUAUACCUUGUCUUAUACUUUAUAUAAGGUGUGCCAUAUAGGGUGGUCUGCACACCGGCUGUAGUAGAAUUUAAUCUCCAUUACCUUGGGAGUGAUUUAAGGCCUUUUGAAAUGGAGCUUUUGCACUUUAUGCUCUUUUUGUAAACUAUGACAGCUAUGUUUGAUAUUAAAGUCAUUGUAGCAUUUUCUGUGAAUGAGUAUUUAUAUGUUUGUGUUUAUUGCCAAAGUGAUUUCUGAAAUUUUAGCGGAAAAUGCAUUUAAUGGAUUGUACAGCAAAGCACAUUUCCCUGAUUUGUUAAUGAAUUUUAGGUAUCCUGCUAUUAAACAUGCUUAAAAUUUGCAUAAUUGUUGUUUUUUUCUCAGCUGGGAACAACCUAAAUAUUUCAAGUAUCAAGUAUCUAGAAGCAGUUUAUUUUUAUUAAGUUAUAUCAUAUGGAUAUAAAAGCCCAAAUACAGAAAGCAACUCAUCUAUACUGGAUUUUAUCCUUCCUUUAUGAAGGAAGAUCACGUAACAUGUCAAAAUAGUAAAUGACUUUAGCAGGAAACUUCUGUAUCUACCUAUUUAUCUAAUUUCCUGUGACAGAAUUUUUACUAAAUGAUUCAUAGGGCAUCAUAUUUAAAAGAGAAUUAUUUAAAACAAUAGUAAUAAAAGAGUAACUGUAGUAAGAAUAUAUCACUCAGCGAACACUGGAUCAGCAUUGUCAGUAUCAUUACAAUGGUUUUUAAGAUUUUUUUUUCCCCUCUGGCCAGGGUGAUGAGACAAGAGGCUGCCAUAGAGCCUGUGACAAUCUGACAGAAGCAGUGGGUCUUCUCCAUCAUAUAAUUUUCUGGGCAUUCAGAUGUCCCUAGAAGCCACCCAGGUAAAGAACUCCUGUGUGACAGGAUGCUAAGCCAGGAUUCAAAUAUUUUCUGGUGCUGAAGUUGGUAUGGCUACAGCUCAGCUCCGUUUUGUCCCCUGCCCUCAAAGACCAGCACCCCAGCCUCCAGCCCCCUGACAUCACCAGGGGCUGGGGAGUGGUGGUGGUGGUGGGGGGCAGGCCCAAGAUGCUAGGCACUUAAUUUUGAGUGUUCUGAACGAACUGGGAACUUCACGUCUUCCUCAAGCCUCUCUCCCGGUUAUUAGUUUCACAUGCUCCUUAAGGUGGUAUCUGGAUCUGUCUACUAGUCUAUUUCUGUACUGUUGAAUUUUUCCAUAAUAAAUAAUAAAAACAUAA
This is a messenger RNA of Manis javanica (Malayan pangolin), 5884 nucleotides long. It is a transcript of the gene ACER2, whose product is annotated as alkaline ceramidase 2. NCBI's taxonomy places the organism in Eukaryota, Metazoa, Chordata, Mammalia, Pholidota, Manidae. Gene Ontology annotation, cellular component: Golgi membrane. Gene Ontology annotation, molecular function: N-acylsphingosine amidohydrolase activity. The record is from RefSeq and is a predicted model, not a curated record. Gene Ontology annotation, biological process: sphingosine biosynthetic process; ceramide catabolic process.